AUGAGUGAUUCAAUACUGGUGAAGAUAAAUUGUUUUCAUUCGGGUGUGUUCAAAGAUGAUGAAGAUGGAAAGCUAAAUUAUGUUGAUGGUUUGUUGGAGCAGUUCGAAGUGAAUGGUGAUGCAGCUUAUGAAGAAGUUCUGAAGAUCAUUGUUCAGAAAAUUAGUGUGGGGAGAAUGUGGUACAAGUUACCAUACGAAGAUAUCUCAGAGAAGAAGGAUGGAGAGAAAAACAAAAAGAGGAUGGCUUCUAAUGGUCGCUAUUAUGGGGAGCUUGAUGUCUUCAUAGAGAAACCUGAUGGUACUGUGGUUGAGGCAGAGAUUGAGCACGGUGUAGCUGUUGAUGGUACUGUGGUUGAGGCACAGACUGAGAACGAAGCUGUUGACGGUGACGAGGAUAAUGGUGAUCAUGAAGCAGAGGAGAGUGAAGAUGAGUAUCAAGCGAGUGAUAAAUCUGAUAAUGAGGAGGAUAUUGACAGGAAUUUUGAAGAGGAUCUUGAAAUGUUUAGGGAUGAGAACUAUGAGGAUGAGAUAAUAGACGAGGAUGAGGUAUAUCCUGACACGGAGCAGUCAUCUGAUGACGAAGAGGAACAAGCUGAGAGGAUGGCUAAUAGGGGUGAAUUAGAUGGCGUUUUUAGUCUGAGGCAGACGUUUUACAGUGGUGAAGAGUUCAAGAAGCAAGUGAUCAAAUAUAUUCUGAAGACAAGAAGAAAUGUAGUCUAUGACAGAUGGGAGAAGACAAAGAUUGGUGCUAAAUGCAGUGGUAAAGGUUGUGUGUGGCGUAUAUACUGCUCAGUAGAGAGACCCAUCAAGAAAUGGAUGGUGAAAGUGUAUGUUAACACACAUACUUGCCAUCCCACAGGUAAGUGUAAACUCAUCAAAAGCCCUGUCAUUGCUGAAGUUAUGUUGGAGAAAAUCAGGAAGGAACCUGAAAUGAGUGCUCCUAUGAUCAGAGAAGAGUUUAGGGAAACAUACAACAUCAUCAUCUCCCCCGAGCAGGCAAAGAUUGCUAGGCGUAUUGUUCUUGAUAAGCUACAGGCAGAAUGCAAUGAACAUUUUGCAAGGCUAAAGGACUAUGAGACUGAACUAUUAAGGUCAAAUCCUAAUAGCAAGAUUGAGAUCAAUACAACAACAAAACUAAAUGGAGCAAAAGCAUUCCACUCCAUGUAUAUCUGCUUUGACAAAAUCCGUGUGGCAUGGAAGGAGUAUUGCAGGCCGGUUAUUGGAUUAGAUGGGACAUUUCUCAAGCACAGCUCUCUGCAAGGACUGAUUCUUACUGCGAUAGGAAGGGAUCCCAAUAACCAGAUAUACCCAAUAGCAUGGGCUGUGGUCGACUCUGAGAGCAAUGAUAAUUGGCAAUGGUUUAUUCACAGGUUGAAGAUUGAUUUGGCAUUAGGCGAGGGUGAUCUUGUGACAAUCAUAUCAGAUCAGCAUAGGGGAUUAAUUCAUGGAGUUGCUGUUGAGUUGCCAAGAGCUGAACAUAGAGCUUGUGCUAGGCACAUCUACUCUAAUCUGAAGAAGAAUCAUAAGUCUGAUACUCUAAAGCCACUCUUCUGGCGUAUUGCAAGUAGCUACAAUGAGGCUGACUAUGAGAGGAGUUUGGACGUUUUCAAACAGUUUGAUCCACUAGCAGCUGAAGAUCUUCUGAAGAAGGAUCCUUCUACUUGGUGCAGGGCUUUUUUCCGGAUAGGUUCGUGUUGUUCUGACACUCAUAACAACUUCACAGAGUCUUUCAAUAGGACUUUGAAGAUAGCAAGAAAGAAGCCCUUUAUUCAGAUGCUUGAGUUGAUUAGAAGAGAUGCGAUGCAGAGGAUAGCUACUAGAUAUAAGACAGCUUGUAAUGAGACAGGUCUUGUUACAAAGAAGGCGAGAAAGGAGGUUCAAAAGUCUUGUGAUGAAGCUCAGCAUUGCUAUUCUUGGCCUAGCACAGGUGGUGUUUAUGAGUGUGUUGAAUUUUCAAAUGGUUACACAGUCAAAUUGCCUUCUCGUACCUGCGCUUGUAGGAAAUGGGACUUGUCUGGAAUCCCAUGUCGCCAUGCUGUAUCUGUUAUCCGUGAGAAUAAUUUUGAGGUUGAAGAUUAUAUUUCAGAUUAUUAUCUGACAUCGAAGUGGCGAGGUUUGUACAUGGAUGGGUUGGGGCCUGUAAAUGGUCCAAGGUUUUGGAAGCUAUCUGGUGCAGACCGUAUUGAAGCACCACCAUACAAGCGACCUCCUGGAAGACCAAAAGAGAAAGCAAGGAUUAAAGGAGUGCGUGAAUCACCCAAGAAAAAUCAGACCAAAGUUAGUAGAAAAGGAAGAAAAGGUCAUUGUGCUGUUUGUAAUGGUGAAGGCCACAACUCAAGGAAGUGUCCUAAUGAGUCUGAUGAAAGCAGAAAGCGUAGGCGUGAGAACAUGGAACAACAAUCAAAUGAGCAAGCAAUUGAGGACGUUUCCUCAACUGCACCAACUGCUACACAACCUUGA
Raphanus sativus (radish) is the source of this 2460-nucleotide messenger RNA. RefSeq lists its product as uncharacterized. The record is from RefSeq and is a predicted model, not a curated record. Bases 1 to 2460 code for a protein of 819 amino acids. Gene Ontology annotation, molecular function: zinc ion binding. The transcript has 4 exons. NCBI's taxonomy places the organism in Eukaryota, Viridiplantae, Streptophyta, Magnoliopsida, Brassicales, Brassicaceae.